This is a messenger RNA of Cladophialophora bantiana CBS 173.52, 657 nucleotides long. RefSeq lists its product as uncharacterized. Lineage: Eukaryota; Fungi; Ascomycota; Eurotiomycetes; Chaetothyriales; Herpotrichiellaceae. Bases 1 to 657 code for a protein of 218 amino acids. The record is from RefSeq and is a predicted model, not a curated record. The transcript is spliced from 2 exons.
AUGAAACCCCCGGAGAUUGCUGGUUUUUACGUCGCUUGGUGCGACGAGUUCUACGGCCCAGCUGGCUCCCCUCCCAACUCUCAGAACUGGACGCUACAAACUUCCCCAUUCAAUUGGAAUCUCGAGUGGCAGAGGUACACCAACUCAACGGACAAUGCGUUCCUCGACGGAAAUGGCCAACUCGUCAUAUCUCCACAGAAAGUGAAUGGACAAUGGACCUCUGCUAGUCUGCAUGGCAACCACAAUUUCGGGUGUGACCCCAACCGCAAGAUGAUCUUUGCCGCGCGCAUCAAGCUCGGCCAGAACCCGGCGUGGCAGCAGCAGGGGAUUUGGCCUGCUUGGUGGGCUUUGGGCCAGUCGAUGCGCAGGGGUAUUCACUGGUACGUUCCGAGUCCCUCUCACUCUCCUGUCUUAGUCCACCAGCUCGAUACAUAUGGUAACCACGCCGAAUCUCACGGAUAUGUCGACUUUGAUCGCCGAGACUACCACACUUGGGCCAUCCUCAUCGACCUCUCCGACGGUAACUACAGCAACCGGACGAUCAGUUAUUCCAACUCGAUAGUCAGACUUACUACACAGUCCAAGGAGACGGCUCCAGCUGGGCCACGAGGGAAUGUUGGGGCAGGUGCGGCCGAAGCCCGUUCUUCCCAAUUUUGA